Molecule: messenger RNA, 1716 nt
Organism: Colletotrichum navitas
Lineage: Eukaryota; Fungi; Ascomycota; Sordariomycetes; Glomerellales; Glomerellaceae
Product: short chain dehydrogenase
Exons: 2
Coding region: 350-1426 (358 amino acids)
Molecular function (GO): oxidoreductase activity, acting on the CH-OH group of donors, NAD or NADP as acceptor
Source: RefSeq, a predicted model, not a curated record
AGCCGCUUGGCCGCCGUUUCAACGCCCCAGGUCCAUCCACAUGUGACGAAGAAUGUCAAGCUUCCCCGUGGCCCGAUUGAGGUUGUGGGCUGUGCGUUCUUCCGUCUCUUGAAUGAGACUUUUUUUUUGCGGUUUCCCUUUCCUCUUCCCGCACGCUGGACGACACCUACACCAUUGUUUUCCGAAGACGCUUCAACUCUUCACCCCAAUCUCGUUCUCCGAAUCUAUGCAGGACGUGACACAAGAUCUAUUCUAAUCUCGCUCGAGGCUUGUCGCGAUACAAGCUUGGCCACGGCCUCAACUCUUUCAUACCACCACGACCCUAUCACCGCACACCCGCCCGCCCGCCAUGGACUACCCACGCCCGCCCCAGGAGGGUUCUUGGUUCGCGCCGCUGUCCAUCGACCUGUUCGUCAAGGUCUUCAAGGUCACUUUCUUCCACCCCUUCGUCUCCUGGAUCAUCCCCCUGUGCUUCCGCGCCCAGGCCCAGCCCUGGGAUGCCCCGCCCAUGAUCGGCUCUAUCGUGUGGGCGACCUUCAUCACGCUGUGCUGGAUGGCCAAUGUGAUCGACCAGCGCAUUGCAUACGGCUUGCCGCGCGAGGUCGACCUUAGUGAGGAGGUCAUCGUCAUCACUGGCGGCGCCAGCGGCGUGGGUCUCCUCAUCGCCGAGGUCUACGGCAUGCGCGGUGCCACCGUUGCCGUCCUGGAUGUCAACGAGAUGGAGAACGGCGAGGCGAGGGGCGUCACGUUCUACAAGUGCGACGUCACGGACAAGGCGCAGGUCGCGAGGGUCGCGGCCGAGAUUGAAAAAGACCUCGGUGCCCCCACUGUCCUGAUCAACAACGCUGCUAUUGUCAAGGGCAAGUCCCUCCUGGACCUCGAGUUCGAGGACAUUGACAAAUCCAUCACCACGAACCUCACGGCGCACUUCUACACCCUCAAGACCUUCCUCCCGCCCAUGAUCCGCGCCGGCAACGGCGGUACCAUCGUAACCAUGUCCUCAGUCCUCGGUCACCUCGGCGCCGCUUCUCUUACGGACUACACAGCCGCCAAAGCCGGCGUUACCGCCCUGCACAAGUCCCUGACCGCCGAGCUCGCCACUUCUCACCCGGAUAUCCGCACCAUCCUCGUCGAGCCGGGCCAGCUGUCGACGCCGCUCUUCUACGGCGUGCAGACCCCCCACGCCUUCAUCGCCCCCGUCGUCGAGCCUGUGGACGUGUGCAAGGAGAUCAUCGCCGCCAUCGACGCGGGGCGGAGCGCGCACGUCGCUAUGCCUCUAUACGCGCGGUGGAUUCACUGGUACAACGUGCUCCCCGCCUCGGUGCAGCAGCUCGCGAGACAGUUGGCUCGCGUGGACACGUCAAUGCAAACGUUCAUCGGAAGGCAGGAGCGCGGGAUGAGCGAGAAGAACGGGAGACUGAUUUGAAAGGGCGGGUGGUGUCUGGUUGCUAACGUCUCCUGGGAAGCCUACGGUGCCGGCGCCGGGGGUGGCUCUCUGUAAUACCAAAAUCCGGCCAUAUACAUGUCAAAAAUGUCUAGAGACAUAUCUGAAUGAAUAUACAUUUUAAUUUCCAAGAAUUGAAUCCCAAACCCACCUCAAGUGCGAACCUCCUUGCUUUCGGUCCCGGACAGGUCCUCGGCCGGCGACACCUUGUUGACGCCGUCAAACUUCUUGUAAGUCAGCGUGUCGAGGUCGAUGCCGUCAAGGGCUCGCGC